CUUCUGUUCAGAGAUGUUUGUUUUUUCGGCUAGUUGUGUAUAAGUCAAAAUAAAGCAAGUUGUAGUUGAUUUAUAGCGAUAGUAUAGUGAAAUUUCCUAAAUUUGUUACUUUUUUCUUCGCUUGUUACAUUUCAUAGCUGAAGUAUGGACAUAGACACUAUACCAAAAGACUUUCCUGCCAGUAAUAUUGACUUGAAACGCCGCGAAGUUUCGCAUAUAUCGGCAUGGAAAGAUAGAGAAGAGUUUGUGCAAGUUUAUAAUGGCAUAUUCGCGACAGAAAAAUCUGACAUCGACGCGAAGGAAGCAGCUCUUCAAUCGAUGAAGGUUUGGAACGUGCGGUUGAACCGCUGUACCCCGGUUAGUGUGUUGUGUACCGCUGCAAUACUGGAGGUGCAAAUUUUCGAUACACGCCGACAGCAGGACCCAAGCAAUACGAGCGGUAAGGAUGGUGCAGACAUUAAACAUUUAUAUUCUGGUGCUUUUACGCGGUUCAUCAACUACCUCACGGAAAGUUACCAACAGAGCGGAGCCGGACGCAAAGGUAGCAUUGCCAAUCGAGUGAAAGAGAUAGGCAUCGAAGGAUUUCUGGUUGAACUGAGGCACCUGUGCGCCCACAGUUCGGUAACGAUUUCGAUUGACGUUUUCCGGAGGUCGGCCGACUACUGCAUGAAUUGGUUAAAAGUUUGCUACUGGCAGCGUGAGCUGCAACAGCUGCAAAGCUGUGAAAUCAGCCAAAUACGUAACGGCACACUGGCAUGCAAACACGAGUGCGACCUCAAAUACAUUGCCAACAUCUAUGAUAUUGUAACUAAUGCCAUCCAUAAGGGAGCUCAAACAAUGAGCGCCGCGGAGAAGAAACUUGCCCCUCCCAAGUUUCGAUUGCUUCAGGAGCAUUCUCGUGCCAACAAAAUCGACCAACUGAGCAUGAUCGUAUUUGAAAUUGUUCGUUACCUAUCGGAAACGAUGAAACUGCCCAGAUCUUCGGAAACGGUUGCGGUUGUUUGUGAUGCCUUCCUCAGCUGCGAGUAUAUGUUCGAAGCCCCAGUUAAAGGAAACACCCAGGGGUUGGCCAGCAUUCAUCAGCGUUUUUUCCAGAUGUUGGUAGCGCGAGGUUAUGUUCAGACCUAUCUGGAGAAGUUGAUCGAGAUCUGCGAAGAUGAUCAGCAAUCCAACGAGCGCAGGUUGGGAGCUAAGUUUUGGGCAAUCGAGGUUGCACUAGCUUUCCGUCUGCUGAAAAAGUUUAAGAAAAUUAUCAAAAGUCUUCCCGAACAAUCGCACCGCCACGUUCGGCGAGAGUACGCCAAGAAAAUGUCCGGCACGGUGCGUGCAAUUUACGAAAACAAGCUGCGAGUUGAUCUCCAAAAUACCAUCAUCAUUGGUAUGUCCGCAAAUUGUCCGUGGCAUUUGCGACUCUCCAGGAGUUAUCUGAUCGAGCGAGUGUUGAACGUGAAUAAAUACACUAAGGAAAUUUUGCCUAUUAUGCUAGCUUUAGCAGAACCGCACCUAAAAUUAUCUCAAAUAGAAAGUCUUGAAACUGCGAUGGACAAGUACACUACUAAUCACCUGGCAGUUAUUGACGAUGGACAUAUCGAGCAAGAGACGGACUAUUGCAACGACAAAACUUCUACUCCUAAGCGUGCAGGUUCUCGCAAACAAGAGAAAUCUAAAGUAUAUACACUUGAAGACGUGAUGAGGGCUAUCGGUGAGAAUAUUGCGAAUAACAACCAGCCGAAACAACCCAAAAAGUACGGUGUUUGGACGGAGUCACCUACCGACGGUCUGGACUGGGGAAGAUGCCCUUUGGGAAAGUUAGUUUGGGACUGAUAGGAUAGUAGCAUAAAUAAAAACACAGCCCUUGAAGGUGGCGUAUAUGGAUAAAAAAUAUCCUGUUUAACGUUGAAGGUUUUGUAAUACAUACUCGUGUAUAAAUCCAUCAGAAAAAAACAUGAAUCUAUGCAAUACCGAAAAUCAGAAUACAUGCGAGUAUGCUCGCAAAGCUUACAAAGAA
This is a messenger RNA of Wyeomyia smithii (pitcher-plant mosquito), 2008 nucleotides long. RefSeq lists its product as uncharacterized. Gene Ontology annotation, biological process: maturation of 5.8S rRNA; maturation of LSU-rRNA. Gene Ontology annotation, molecular function: endonuclease activity. The coding region runs from base 145 to 1824 and encodes 559 amino acids. Gene Ontology annotation, cellular component: preribosome, large subunit precursor; Las1 complex. Lineage: Eukaryota; Metazoa; Arthropoda; Insecta; Diptera; Culicidae. The transcript is spliced from 3 exons. The record is from RefSeq and is a predicted model, not a curated record.